AUGCUCGACCCUAAUCUCAUAUCAUCCCUUUGCGCUGCAGCGGCAUCAGUGUUUGCCAAGGUUGGCUUCGACACAACCAACGGGUCGUUAGCGUAUAAAGCUGCGAUACAGGUCCACCCUGUGGCAGGGUAUAUGUUGAGGGCUGUCUUUAUAGUACUCUCUCUAGCGUCUAACGCGUCCAUGAUGUCCUAUUACAUUGAAGCUCUGCAAAAACGAACAGCAUUGCAAGCUACUGUGAUGAACUUUGGUGGCAACUUCCUAUUCUCUUCCAUUUUCGGCGCGGUCUUCUUCGGAGAGAGGAUGUCUUUUACUUGGCUCAUGGGGGCUACCUCUAUCAUCACCGGAGUCGCGUUGGUUGCAGCAGGAAGCCACACGAAGGCUGAGGUGGCGGAGGAGGAAAAGAAGCACCGAGACAACAAGCCGGUGACAGGGGGUCUACGUGUACGAGGAGGUUUUGCUACCCUCCUCCGCUCCUUGUUCGAGCAGGAGUCCUUACCACAACCCUCAGCCGGGCUGGUGGCCUGGAUUGCUAAUGAUAUCUUUGGAAGUGUCAACGAUGAAGUUGAUCAUGGCAGCUUUGUAGGGCGAUUUAACGUAUUCUGGAGAGCUCGAAAGGAUAUUCAGUCGCGUUAUACUGAGCAUCGCAGCUCUUGGUCCUCGGGAGUACCCGGUAAUGCUCAAGCCCACCACUCUUUGGGUGAUGAUGAUGAAGACCUUGUUAUCGCACUAGAGGCUGGGCCGGUCGAUAAGGAACCAGCAGUGCGGAUGCUGAUGGCCUCAGAGCUCAUAGACUCUGGGAAUGAGCGCUAUGAGAAGUCCGCAGAGUUAGUGGGUGAAGGUACCGUCGAGAAGGAUGAGAUGCUGCCAGAGGAGCAGGAGGAGAACAAUAUAGGGGAGAAUUAUGAUGCUUGUGGUGAUAAGAAAUGUGUUGAAGACAAUUUCAAGACACUAGACUCGUCCGUGAGGAAAGGUGUGGAGGAGAGUCCUGGAGAGCAGGAGUCUAUGAGGGGUCAAUCGCAGACGAAGUGGAAGGACCUAGAGAUGGAGAGGCUGUUGAAGAAGGUGGAAUUGGCCGAGGAGCGGCGAGCGGCCGCUGAGGAGUUGGCGUUGUCUCGGGAAGUGGAAUUGGAAAAAGUGUCGAGGAAUGUCCAGCGACUGGAGGAAGUCUUGAAGGCUGAGAGGAGCAUGAGAAGGGACGAUGCGGAAACGCGGAGGAAAAAUGUCAGUGAUAGUAAUGUGAUAGUAGAAGAGCAGCUGGCCGCCCUCCAUCGCUCCAGGGCAUGCCUGGCGACCGCUGUGGCCGCAGCAUCGAAUGCGGUGGCUACUAGUGAGAACGUAUGGGACAGACCAGCACAGCUGACUAGCAUUCUAUUCGAAAUGUGUUUGAGGCCCAAUUUCCUCUUCUUCUUCUUCCCUUUCCUUUAA
Perkinsus marinus ATCC 50983 is the source of this 1425-nucleotide messenger RNA. RefSeq lists its product as hypothetical. Lineage: Eukaryota; Perkinsozoa; Perkinsida; Perkinsidae. The transcript has 10 exons. Bases 1 to 1425 code for a protein of 474 amino acids. The record is from RefSeq and is a predicted model, not a curated record.